CAGUGGACGUGGCGGCGCCCCGGCUCAAUUAGGAGUCGCUGCCGAGUCCCGGCCUGUCACUGAGGAUCGGCGAGGGCGCGGCGGCGGUCCAUCAUGGGUGGCUUUUUCUCAAGUAUAUUUUCCAGUCUCUUUGGAACCAGGGAAAUGAGGAUUUUAAUUUUGGGAUUAGAUGGUGCUGGAAAAACGACAAUUUUGUACAGAUUGCAGGUUGGAGAAGUUGUUACUACCAUUCCCACUAUUGGAUUUAAUGUAGAGACGGUGACAUACAAAAAUCUCAAGUUCCAAGUUUGGGACUUAGGCGGACAGACAAGUAUCAGGCCAUACUGGAGAUGUUAUUAUUCAAACACAGAUGCAGUCAUCUAUGUCGUUGACAGUUGUGACCGAGACCGAAUUGGCAUUUCCAAGUCAGAGUUAGUUGCCAUGUUGGAGGAAGAGGAGCUGAGGAAAGCCAUUUUAGUGGUGUUUGCAAAUAAACAGGACAUGGAGCAGGCCAUGACGCCCUCAGAAAUGGCCAAUGCGCUUGGGUUACCCGCCCUGAAGGACCGGAAGUGGCAGAUCUUUAAAACGUCAGCAACCAAAGGCACCGGCCUCGACGAGGCAAUGGAAUGGUUAGUUGAAACACUGAAAAGCAGACAGUGAGUCCAUUCACAUCAGCGCCUGUGAACCAAACGCUCCGUCACAGACUCACUGAACCAGUCAGAUGUACUUCUCGUGACUGGUGGAAGGGACUGUGUGAUUCUAGCAUAUACAGACCUGACUUCACUAUUUGUAAUAAAUAUAAAAAGCAAGUAUCUGGUGAGAGGGUUAGCUUGAUCGAAUCACCCAAAUGGUUUAUGUAAUGUAAAAUAUUUCUUCCUUGUUUUCUUGUGUUAAGGUAUAUAUUCUAUUUGUAU
Molecule: messenger RNA, 893 nt
Organism: Rattus norvegicus (Norway rat)
Lineage: Eukaryota; Metazoa; Chordata; Mammalia; Rodentia; Muridae
Gene: Arl1
Product: ARF like GTPase 1
Exons: 6
Coding region: 94-639 (181 amino acids)
Cellular component (GO): cytoplasm; Golgi apparatus; Golgi membrane
Molecular function (GO): GTP binding; GTPase activity
Source: RefSeq, marked provisional